Fusarium redolens is the source of this 911-nucleotide messenger RNA. RefSeq lists its product as uncharacterized. Gene Ontology annotation, biological process: mitochondrial proton-transporting ATP synthase complex assembly. The record is from RefSeq and is a predicted model, not a curated record. The transcript has a single exon. NCBI's taxonomy places the organism in Eukaryota, Fungi, Ascomycota, Sordariomycetes, Hypocreales, Nectriaceae. Bases 279 to 596 code for a protein of 105 amino acids. Gene Ontology annotation, cellular component: mitochondrial matrix.
CCAUAAAGAAAGCUCUACUGCUAGUCAUACAAUGGCAAGAUAGCUCUCUCAAGCCAACCCCGCCAUCAGAACUCCGAUAUCGAUGAGGAGGGGCAUUUCUCUCUCCCAUCCCGCUAACAGUUUCUUCCCCUGCUCAUAGCGGAACCACCCGAUUGGCCGGACUUUUCAAGCAUCAAUUCUAUUCAGUUCAUGCAAUCAAUCGAGAAGCAUCAUCUCAACUUGACAUUCCACUCCAUCGAUCCUCUUUGUCUCCCCCCGACCUACCAAACUCAUCCAAAAUGGCCUCAUCUCCAGCCUCACUACGCUCUCUCUACCGCUCCCUCCUCCGCGAGCUACCACCUCGACCCAUUCUCGCCUCACCACGCUCUCCUCUUCACUCCCACCUUCGAGAUUCCUUUUCCUCCAGCUCCAAGGCUGCGACAUCGCAAGACGCCCGCGCCCACGCUGCUGUCCAGGCCAUCGCCUAUCUUCGAUCUCAGCGCAUGUACGCCACGUUACUCGAGCGUUAUAACCCUGGCAUGGGUAUGGAUGAGGAGGAGCGUGUUCGCUUGACUGCUAGGAGGGUUGGCAUGGAUCUGCCAGUUGAGUAUAAGUAAAUGGUGGACUGCGAAAUGGAAAUGAGAAAAGAGACGGGAGAAAGGGCGGGAAAAGACUCCAAGGGCCACGAAUGAUCAAAGAGACACGAACCAUGACUUGCCAACCCAUCAGAUGAAGCGAAACACGAAGCACCAAGCAAAUCUAUAGAUGGGAGCAUAGGCCAGAAGGUAUCCAGAACUCAAGAAUAUGGCGGUGGAGAAAAAGGCUCAAAUUCAGCCCACAACCCUUCAGUGUACGAAUAAAUGUACCAUGGAACAGAAGAGACAGGCGCAAUACCCAGGCAUCACUCGAUAAUAAAGAACCAACCAUUUCAU